Molecule: messenger RNA, 5702 nt
Organism: Rhineura floridana
Lineage: Eukaryota; Metazoa; Chordata; Lepidosauria; Squamata; Rhineuridae
Gene: SLC75A1
Product: major facilitator superfamily domain containing 10
Exons: 13
Coding region: 310-1704 (464 amino acids)
Biological process (GO): transmembrane transport
Cellular component (GO): brush border membrane
Molecular function (GO): transmembrane transporter activity
Source: RefSeq, a predicted model, not a curated record
CUGCCGCCCAAGCGAAGGACUGUGGGAUGCUGGGCGGACGGAUAUCCUGCUGGUUGCCUUUUUAUCUACGGCCGUCUUGAAAGGUUUCGUGUGGCCUUGAACAAAACCAGGGAGAGGCCCGAGCCCGGAAGAGGAAGCUACAGAAGCAUUGCAGCAGGGGCGUGAGGGAGGCCCCCGUCUGCCCAGUUGCGCUGCUUGAGUCUCGCCGCCCGACCCGCCGUUUUCGUAUCGGGCAGAAGCAGCGCUGAAGGACUGACGUGCGGAGGCUGCGUGUCUUCCCCUGACUCUCUGUACUCCUCGUAGCAGAACAUGAUCACUGAGACACUGUCAUUGAAAGAAAGUCAGAAAAGUAUGAGGCCUCUCAAGGAGUCACUGGGAACUGAAGAGGGCUCUACCUGUUUGAUCACAAUUGUCUUUAUUGCACUCCUCAUAGACUUGUUGGGUUUCACCCUCAUUCUGCCACUCCUUCCUUCAAUACUUGACCAUUACAGCAAGAAUAAUGAUAGUUUCUACAUGAUGUUACAGCAUGGGGUGGACUGGUUCACUAAAGUGGUUGGUGUGCCUCCUGAAAGGAAGUACAACAGUGUUUUAUUUGGAGGUCUGAUUGGCUCCAUAUUUUCCAUCCUUCAGUUUUUUGCCUCUCCACUCACUGGCGCUGCAUCAGAUUACUUUGGGAGAAGGCCGAUCAUGCUGUUGACUGUGAUUGGUUUGAUAGCAUCUUAUUCCCUGUGGGCCAUUUCCAGGACCUUUGAGCUAUUUAUCUUCUCUAGAAUUAUUGGUGGAAUAAGCAAAGGGAAUGUCAGCCUCUCCACUGCAAUAAUUGCUGACUUGCAAAAUCCAAAAGCUCGAAGUAAAGGCAUGGCAAUGAUUGGUGUGGCUUUCUCCUUGGGUUUUACCCUUGGACCUAUGUUUGGAGCAUACCUCGCCAAGGAGACAGAGAAAGGAGAAGUCUUCUAUGUUCGGUCUGCUAUCUUUGCUGUCAUAUUUGCAGUUAUUGAGUUGGCUUUCAUCUUCAUCUUGUUGCCGGAGACGCUCCCGGAAGAAAAGCGGGUAUCAUCCAUGAUGUCUGGCUUUCGGUCAGCAGUUGGCCUGAUCAGUCCUUGGGCUUUAUUCCAGUUCUCUGCAGUCAGCCAAAAGAUGGAAACAUCUUCAAAAGAGAAUCUCAGGAUCCUAGGCCUGGUGUAUUUUCUAUAUCUCUUCCUGUUUUCUGGUCUGGAAUAUACUCUGAGUUUUCUUGUCCAUCAGCACUUCCAAUUCAGCAGCCUGGAACAAGGGAAGAUGUUUUUCUUCAUUGGAAUUACAAUGGCCAUGAUCCAAGGAGGUUACACUCGCCAAAUUAAGCCAGGAAAUGAACUAAAGACUGUAAAAAGGGCAAUCAUGCUGUUGGCUCCUGCUUUCCUUUUGAUUGGCUGGAGUUCUAAUGUGAUCCUCCUGAGCACAGGAUUGUUUUUCUUCUCCUUUGCUGCUGCUACUGUUGUUCCUUGUUUGUCUACAGUGGUGUCUGGCUAUGGGCUUGCAAGCCAAAAGGGAACAGUAAUGGGCAUCUUAAGGAGUCUGGGGGCCCUUGCAAGAGCUUUUGGACCAAUUGUGUCAGCAACAGUAUACUGGCUGGCAGGAGCUGAAGUUUGUUUCACCAUCUGUGCAUCUUUGUUCCUUCUUCCCUUCAUUCUCCUUGGACGCAUUCAAAAGCAAAGGAAAGAUUAAUCAGCAACUCCAGAAAACUACAGAAGUGGCUGAAGAAACCAUUUUAUGGAACAUUGUGCACUUAAAUGUUUGGAGUGCACAGACUGCAAAAGUUGAGCCUCAUUGUUAUUUGUGGGAUGCCAUGGUAAUGAAAUCUCAGUUGCGGUCUUUCAGUAAACAAUACCUUUGUCAUAUAAGAUAGUCAAACAUGUUUCUUAUUCUUCAAGAGAGUGCACAAUGGCAGAAUAAGUGUUUUUGUUUUGGGAAAAGGUUUUUAAAGAAAGAAACAAAACUAUGCCCACAAACAAACACUAGACAUGCUGCAUAAAUUGUUGUAUAUGUGUGUGUAUUAGUGUACACACUACAUACAUGUAUUACAUUUUCUAAAUAAUAUUUAUUUGUGUCUGCCAAAUAUAAACUACAUCAUUUCCCUAGAACAUAUCUAUUAAGCUCAAAUAGAUCUGUAUACACUGUAUAUUUUGAUGCUAAAACUUAGUUUGGCUUUAACAGGUUACCAAGAGUGAUAGUUGUGUCCUUGAACCCAAGACUUAAGUUGCAAGCCAGAAAACAAUGUACAGGUAUAUCCUACAGUUAGCAAUAGGAGGCAGUGAGCUGCAACUCACACCUUCAAGUACUCACACCUUCAAGAGAAAAAUAAUGUGGCUAAGGUAACUGUGGAAUUUUAUCCACAACUCUGGUUCUAUUGCAUAAAAGUAUAUUUUAUACUCUUGACAAUAUAGUGUACUGCAUAAAUAUUUCCCAUUAAGCUUCAGGAAUAAUGGGAAGACUUGUGUUUCUACUUUUCAUGCCUGCAACAAACCACCUGAAAUUAUGCCUCAUCACAUGGGAGAUUUGCACAUGAACUGUACUUGGAUUUGGGGAUAAUCCAAAUCAACAUAGGGUAGAAGCAUAUGAGACAGCACAAUUCUAAUCAUGUCUACUCAGAAGAAAGUUCUAUAAAUUCAGUGGGUCUUACUCCCAAGUAAAUGGGGUUAGAUAAGUCCUGCUUCUUAUUCUCCCUCUGAGUUAAUUUAGCUGUCAAUAUUGUGAUUUAAGCCUACACUGCAACAGUCAUCCACUAAUAGUUCUGAUUAUUCUUGGUUAAGUACACUUAAUUUGUGGGGUUUUUUUUACUAUUUUUGUAUUUUCCUGAAAUACUGUCUUAAGAGUGAAAAUUAGAGCAAAAAGUCAAUCACGUUUUGGUUUACAGUUGCAAUUUGAAUGAUAUAGGAAAAUUAGAAAAUGUUAAGGUGGCUUAAUAGUGCCUUGAUGUUGCUUCACAAAGUGCCAAAACAUCAACCUGCUAAAGCCAACAGUCAUAAUAGCUAAUAGGAAAACAUAUGGGUAGAAUAAUCAGGAACAUAGGCAGCUACCUUAUACCAAGUCAGGCUGUUCAGUAGUGUCCAACAGCUCUCCACGGUCUCAGGCAGAGAGUAGUCUGCUGCCUGAUCCUUUUUUAACUGGAGCUGCCUGGGAUUGAAUCUGGGACUUUCUGUAUGCAAAAGCUUACGUUGUACCACUGAACUAAAAUUUCUACCACAGAAAUUGUAGAAUCAAUUGAAACAUUUAAAUUAGGGCUGUGCAAGGCCACCCCGGAUCCAAUUCAGGGCCCGAUUUGGUGAUCCAUAUCUACCUGCAAUCUGGACUCAAUCCAACCUGAUCCAGAAAUCCGAAUCUUUGGUUCUCUGAUUCACUUGCAUUAGGAAACCAAAAUGGACAUAACUUUUUUGUUUUUCACAAAGGUACAUAAAAUUUGGGGACAUGGUAGCCCCUUGAGAGGGGAUUAACCCUGUCAAAUUUCAGCCCCCGGGUUUUUUCUCCUAAUUGCCGUUAAGAUCUGCUUGUUUUCCAACCAAUAAAAUAAAAUAAUUUUUUAAAAGCUGUACAGUCAGCUGAGUGCUCAGUCCUGCCAAUUCCCAUGCUCCUGUUUAGCCUGUUUCACUGCACUUCAGUGUAGUUGCUCAACUCUCCUUGCUAUUUUAGCAUUGUUUUAUGGGAUCUGUGGGUGCCAGUCUGACAAAGGUGUUUCUCCCUUGUCUGCCUGUUCCUCUCUGCCAUUCUCUGCCUGGGACUCUGCCUAUGAAGUAGCAGGGCAGAGUGACUGUUCAAAGUUUGAGAUAUGAUACAUUUGUCCAACAGAACUUACACAAGACAAACUACUAAUAAAGACAGACACAAAACAGAACACAGCUGCAUAGCCCUCCCUUAAAGCAUCUUUCCCCCCAAGCACUGGCUGAGAUUCUAGCCCUGGAUUGGAAGCUACGGCUCUCAGUGAACAAAGACCAACUCCCCUCCCCCCCUCCGUUCUGGCAUUCUCCUUAUCUAGUGUUGCAAUUAAUAAUUGCAAUACUUUGGAGACAGUUUGUCUGCCUUUUUUAGAAACUGUUUUGAGCUCCAGAUCAGCACAAAUCACUACAAACUGAUUUGGGUUGACCCAAACCACUCUGUAGCCACAUUAGCUGCCUCAAACUGAUCCAGACUGGCCACAGUUUGGCAGAAAUUGGCCCGAUGCAGUUUCAUCCGGAUUGGUUGCACAGCCCUAAUUUAAGUAUAAUUUCCAUUUCAUUGCAAUAUGAUCUGUUCCUGAACUUAUUUAUUUUUUGAACAUGAUCAUUUCAUGUUGGGAAAUCCAUUGUUAAUAUAUCUCUUGUGUACAUAUUUUUUGUUGGCCCUAAUGUUUUCUUGCAGGAAAUCGUCAUAGGGUGAAAGUUGCAAAGGACUAGGCUAUCAAGUGAUAACUUGCAAAAUAAGUAGAGACCUUAUUUCAGUCUGCAUCUGUGUUGGAAUUGCUUUUUAAUAUAUUUUUAAACCUUAAAAAAAAGUUUUUAAAGCUUUUUAAAAAAAUGUUUUUAAAGAUGUUUUGUUUUAAUAUGUUUUAAUGGUUGUUGUAUUUAAUAUAUUUUGAAGUCUGCUUUUAUGAUGUUUUAAAGUGUUUUUAGUGCUUUAUUUGCCACCCUAGGCUUCUGCUGGGAAAAAGGGCAGAAUAGAUAUCAAAAUAAAUAAAUAAAUUUAUCAUUUGUACAUGGCCAUUGGAGGAUACUGUCCUUAAUUAAUUUUAUGGUUUUUCUUGAUCUGCUUAAAACCAAAGGUUGAACUUUUAUGUUUCCAAAUCUAGCUGUCCAUAUGUGCAUGUACAGAUUUUUCCUAUAUCAUAGGCAAAUAGGCAGACACUCCCUUACAUGAAAAUUGCUUUUCUUUUCUUUCCUUAUAAUGGCUUGUCAAAUCUGAAAUACUCCUGAUUGGAAUAAAAAGAAAAGAAAGGGCCCUUGGCUCAUCGGGUCACAGGCUAUUUCUGAAACUAAGGCAUUCUGUGCAGGAAGAGCAUCAGGUAAUAAUGGGGGAGGUAGGGAGGAAUGGAAGGUGUCUUUUUGGAAGUAGCAACUGCAGACUGCUGGCUUGGAAUUCAGAUAGGUGCUGUGUGAGGCUUAAGUGCAGUUUGAGUGACAGCACAAUCUGACAUAUGUGUACUCAGAAGUAAGUCCCAUUGAAUUCAAAGUGGGAAUACGAUUGCAGCUUAAGCGUAAUUACAUUGGGCAAUACAGGUUCCUUAAAAAGAGGGGAAGAAAGGGACACCCCCUCCCCAUCCCCUUUAUUGGAGAUGAGAUUAUCUCCCUCCCUUAAUCUAUAGUUGGAUACUAAGACUCCUUUCCCCCUAAAAAAGCAUAACAGAGGGGCUGACCCUUCCCCUCAAAUUUUAACUGUGCUGACUACUUUUGCCCUCUGUGAUAAAAUGGUUAUUGUCUCUGUAAAAUACAUUGAAGACUCUGUUUACAUUUACUGUUAUGGUAUACUAGGGUUUAAUGGAAGAUUUUCACAAAAUGGCUGCUUAAAAACGGCAAUGUUGUAGCCUGUAAUAAGGGACUCUGCACUAGGAGGUCCCCUCUGUACGAUGUAGGAAUUGGGCAUUUGGAAUUCCCUCCUGUUACAUAUCAGACAAGCAUCGUCUCUCUAUUGCCUCUUCAGUGCACAUUAAAGACCUUCCUUUUUCAGCCUUUUUAAGUGGAUAUUUUUAUUCUAGU